AUGACAUGUUCAGGACACAAAUUCCUCUCCACCAAGCAACGUCUGCUCCUUGGAACUGUGGAAGCAGGAAAAACCUCUGCUAAGAAUCACAGGCAUCGGCCAGCAGCUGCUGGAGUUACUGAGAAAGAACGGGACAUUUCCUGUACUCACCACCUGCGGCUGGCUCACCUGGAGAGACUGGUCCCCAGCUUCCCUCACUUUCCCUCAGAGCAGGGGCCUUUCUGGGACCAAGGCCCCUGUAUUCAAAGUCCCGGGCCUCCAGGAAUUCCGGCAGCAUUAACAGGCUGUGCAUUUCACGUCCUUGCCGGGCAAGUGGAAUCCCAGCCUCGGCCACCUGCUCCAGCCUCAUGUGCUCCUGUGCCGCCGCGUCAGACUCCUGAGGUUCCCCAGCUGCUGAACUGGAAGCAAACGCACUUGGCCGGGGCGUCUUCCCUGCAUCGAGACGGCAGCCUUGCUGACCCUGCGAGGAGAAGGCCUUGGCCCCAGCUCAUCAGACACUUUACCGGCACCCGCUACUGUCAGCCAUGCCUUGUCUGUCCCGCUAUGUACAGGACAGAGUCCGUCUCUGUCCCCAAAGUAGGACAGGGACUUCAGCUCCAAAGCAGCAGGAGAAACCUGGAGAAUCGCAAGAGGCUGCAGCUCAGCCACUCAGCUGGUAGCCAAAGCAAGCAGACAGGAAGCCCCGGUGGACGACCCCUCCCCAGGAAAAGCAGGAGCCUCCGUAGCAGAUACCCUGCUGGGUGGUGACCUCUGCUGCCCAUGCGAGGAUGGGACAUUCUCCUGGCCUGCCCAGCACCCAGCAGCUGAGGACCUGGGGCCCACUGGCGGGAUCUGCUCAAUUUCCUAAAGAUCAGAUCACUGAACACCAAUUUUCCAGCUUUUCUGAGCUAUUGGACAUUUUUUCCAACAUUCUGCUUUUGUGUCUCUUCAGCUACUUUCAGUGUCAGAGGUCAGACUUCCCUUAAACGUGCUCUGCUCCUCUCCCAGCCCCACCUCCAAAGGCUGCCAAAAAAUAACCACCCCAAACUGUAACAUCACAGCCACUGCACAGGUGGCAAGACCGAGACACUGUAAGGGGCAAGACCCAGAGCGGGCUGGAGUGCAGCGAAGCAGCUAAAUGCUUCACAAAACCGCUCAGCGGCUGCUCUGAGAACCGUUCCUGAGGUUUGGAGUAGCAGGUGAUCCAUUCCCUCUUCCGUCCCAUAUCUGCGUAUUGCUGAAAUUAUUCACGGUGAUUUCCUUCCAUGAUGAACAAAACCGAUUCUGGAAGCCCCCUUUGUCCACCAAAGUAAAAAUUUCAAAAGCAAACGACAGCACCAGGAGUGGCUCCUCCUGGGAGCACUGCGCAUGCUCCUCAAUCCCUAACCAGCAUGAGUGUUUAUAUCAGCGUCCCAUCUGUGCACGAGGGACAUCCCUCCUUGCCCCAAGAAUGCUCCUUGCUGUUACUUUUGUCUUCCUCUUUCUCAUUAGUUUAUAAAAGGUCCAGGGAUGAAAUGCAAUAAAACUCCAAAGUCCAAAAA
Cavia porcellus (domestic guinea pig) is the source of this 1520-nucleotide messenger RNA. RefSeq lists its product as uncharacterized. The record is from RefSeq and is a predicted model, not a curated record. NCBI's taxonomy places the organism in Eukaryota, Metazoa, Chordata, Mammalia, Rodentia, Caviidae. Bases 1 to 747 code for a protein of 248 amino acids. The transcript has 5 exons.